GAACACGAGGAUCUGUUUUUCCGGGCGCUGUGUCUGUGUCACACGGUGCAGGUGAAGGAGGAGGAGACGGUGGAGAGCAUCAAGAGGGGCAUCCACCAGGGCCGGCCCACCUCCUUCUACAUCUCCUCCUCUCCGGAUGAGGUGGCGUUGGUGGAGGGCAUGAAAAGGCUGGGUUACACCUAUCUGAGACUGAAAGACAACUACAUGGAGAUCCUGAACAAAGACGAUGAGAUUGAAAG
Messenger RNA from Notothenia coriiceps (black rockcod), 239 nucleotides. Its product is annotated as probable phospholipid-transporting ATPase IH. The record is from RefSeq and is a predicted model, not a curated record. The transcript is spliced from 2 exons. The annotation marks the transcript as partial. Gene Ontology annotation, biological process: phospholipid translocation. Gene Ontology annotation, molecular function: ATPase-coupled intramembrane lipid carrier activity; nucleotide binding. Gene Ontology annotation, cellular component: plasma membrane; endoplasmic reticulum; recycling endosome. Lineage: Eukaryota; Metazoa; Chordata; Actinopteri; Perciformes; Nototheniidae.